AUGGCCGACUCGGAGCCCCGCAUCGAUCUGAGUGCGGAGAGGAAGGAAGACGCUGUCGCACGCGACCCACACCUCGGCGCCAACGACCUGGGGGAAGCAAAGUCGGGCGCAGAGCAAGACAGCGACCUGCCUCAGUCACUAUCGAGCGACGAGGGAGCUGAAUCAGCAGCAGCAGCAACAGCAGCAGCAGAGCGUAAUGAUCCACCUCGUAGCAGAUCUGUUCCCAAGAUAGGCUCGGUACCUGCACAUCGAGCACAGCAGGAUAAAUCAAGAACUCACACGCCUUCCUCUUCCAUCUGCAAAGCGUCCGACAUCUUGUCCGUCAUUUCAGCUCUCGCUAGCGCGCCCAAAACCUCGGAAGCAGCGACCAAGGUGCAUUUGGAGACGCUGAAGACUAGUCCCAGCUUGGCGUUGAGGAUUGAACUCUCUAGCGAUUUCCAAGAACUGCUCUUCAUCGAUGACCAGUACGAAGUGGGCAAGAGCGCUGCUGACGACCUCAAUGCCAAUGCAGAUCUUGAUCAGCCUGUGGAACAAGUUGCAGUAGAGCGUACGGUCGAGAUGGAGGCUGAAAGCGAGCUGCCACAGUCGACGGCUAGGAAGGAGGACGACGAGCAAGAGCGGCGUAAUGCGGCAAAGCCUCAGCAGACCCAAGAGCAACAACGAGUUGACGAGGAUGUGAAAGGCUCUGCCCGAUCCACUGGCCUUGCAGACCUUCCCAUGCAUCCACAGGCAGAACAAAAAAGAAGUGUCGUCGUCUUCCGCGCCAGAUCGCAGGUGCCGGGAUUCUUCAACUACAAAGGCAAGCAUGUCGGUGCGCUCACAAUCGGAAUUGGUAGUCACGGACCUUUUGGUGAGCGAAGAGGGGGACAAAUGACUGUCGAGAGGCUCGAAGCUGAUGCUAGCCCCGCGUUCCGGCGUGCCAGUGUACGAAGCGCACCCGAUCAGAGACACGUACGACGAUUGGCUUCUGACAGGCCUGCCCCAAUGGGGUCUGCAAGGCUAGUGAGUGUUUGCAACCCUAACUUUCUUCUUUCUGCUCUGAGCACUGGCCGCUCGUGUCGUGCAUCCCAAUAGCAAGUGCCGAAUGGAUUAUGGAUUGAAAAGGCAGACGCACAAGAGGAUCUUCUUCACUGCGCCGGAUGGCAAAAGGUACAUGUGGUUGACCCACGAUAGUACGCACAACAUGGAGCUGUACCACGUCACCAGAGCCCAAUCGACGCUGUGCUGCGCUGAAGGUGAGUCCAAGAGGCGGCGUUGGCAGCAACAUCGAGGUUUGACCUCUUGAUUGGUCUCCUAACCCCCUUGAAUCUUUUCUUGCCAACCCAGUGCGAACCAUCAAAUACGAAAAGGCAGGCAAACAGCGGUACAUGACGCACAUCUACCUUUGUGAGCCUGUACGCCCCUCGAAGAGAGAAGCGUACGCAAAGCUCAGCAUCUAUGCAUCUAUUUCCACAGAUCCGGACGAUGCCGAAAAGGAGACGACAGCGAUCGCCGACGUCGCCUUGACGUGCGCAUCGUACAUCGCAGCUGCGUGA
Messenger RNA from Ceraceosorus bombacis, 1535 nucleotides. NCBI's taxonomy places the organism in Eukaryota, Fungi, Basidiomycota, Exobasidiomycetes, Ceraceosorales, Ceraceosoraceae. The record is from the annotation of a GenBank genome assembly.